Messenger RNA from Puntigrus tetrazona (Sumatra barb), 2876 nucleotides. It is a transcript of the gene ca4a, whose product is annotated as carbonic anhydrase IV a. Bases 298 to 969 code for a protein of 223 amino acids. Gene Ontology annotation, cellular component: plasma membrane. NCBI's taxonomy places the organism in Eukaryota, Metazoa, Chordata, Actinopteri, Cypriniformes, Cyprinidae. Gene Ontology annotation, molecular function: carbonate dehydratase activity; zinc ion binding. The transcript has 7 exons. The record is from RefSeq and is a predicted model, not a curated record.
GAGAGCGAAGCAUCCUUCAGAGGAUCUAGCGUGGAUCUAGCACUGAUUAACUGAAGCAUAAUAUGCUAAAAAUAUCCAAAGGACUAACUCCUCUUUUAUACUCACGCAGACUGGUGUUACCAGACGCAGGUGAGCUGUGACUCUCACUGUAAAGGACCAGAACGAUGGAGUGAAGUGAAGGAAGACUGUGGGAAGAACAGACAGUCACCAAUCAACAUAGUGACGAAGAAGACCAAGCUGGACGAGCGACUGACGCCGUUCAAGUUCACCGGCUACCAGACCUUAUUCGACAGCACCAUGAAGAACAACGGCCACUCGGUUCAGGUCAAUGUACCCAUCACAGCCACAGUGUCUGGAGGAAACCUGGGAGAAACGUACAAGGCUGUGCAGUUUCACCUUCACUGGGGCACAGACGGAGGGCCUGGAUCCGAACACACCGUCGAUGGAGAGCAGUAUCCUAUGGAGCUGCAUAUUGUGCACAUGAAACAAAAAUACAACAGAAUUGAAGACGCACUCAGAGAUCCUUCAGGAAUCGCGGUGCUGGGAUUCUUCUACGAGGAGUCAAGCAGCUCCAACAAAAAUUAUGAUCGCUUCACACUCGGCCUGCGCGGCGUCCAGAACACAAAUGGAAACACGUCGCUUUAUAGGACCUCUCUGAACCAGCUGAUUCUCCCUGAAGUUAACAUGACUAACUAUUACCGGUAUGAAGGCUCUCUAACCACCCCGGGCUGCACGGAGGCUGUGCUGUGGACGGUGUUUGAAAACCCCAUUCCUCUCAGCAGAGAACAGCUCCGGGCUUUUUCAACCCUGAAGUUCCACGACGGGUCCCCGAUGGUGGGAACGUUCAGACCGGUUCAGCCCCGUAACGGCCGCGUGGUUUACCGGUCCGGCGGAGCAGCGGUCGCCGCCAGCGUCCUCCUGGUUCUGACCUCCAUCGGCGGCGCGCUCGGCCUGUCCCGUCCCAACUAGACCCAGACCGACCCCAAACCAGCACAAUGAGUUCUCAGCCAAUCGACAGACCGACAGAAGAAAACCACAAACCAGCCGUCUCUACAGGACACUAGAGUAGUUAGCGUAGACGCGUGUUCGUAGCUUUCAAUAGGAGCCGGGCUAAAGCCGCUCGGGCUUUCUGUGAAGGUCUGACCGGGAAUAAAUGCAUGACCUUUAUCUGUUAUAGACAUCUGCCAAACAUACACACACACACACAGCGGCUAUAUUUACGAAGGCUUUGAUGUGCCGGAGAUGUGCAUUACUAACACACUCGACGAUGAUCAGCGCUCUACUGGUGAAAGGUCACAGAGGUCAAAGGUGAAAGGUCACGGAGCCGUGAGAGCAGAGAGAAGCGCACAAAUAUAUCCACAUUAAUUAUGUUGACAGUUUCAUAGGGUGCAUGAUGUUAUCUGAUAUUAUUUGGAAUUAUUUGCAAUGUGAUGGACGUGCACUCUGUAUGGCGUAUAUAUAUAUGAAAUUGCAUUUUUAUUAGGAGUGUAACGAUACGCGUACUCGUUUUCCAAAUCAAAGUGAUCGUCCUCAUGCCCUUGUUAGUGAGGACUUGAGUGAGCAGAGCAUGUGCAUGUCUCUGGGAUGUUGCCGUGACAACAAACGCAACGUGCAUCAGCUAAUUCCACUUAAUAUAAUUUUUUUUAUAUAUACAUAUUAGUUUUAUAUAUUAGCAUAUUUUAACAUUUUCAAAUAUAAAAUGUUUGUUUAUUUGCAACAGUUUUGCUAACGAUAUACUUAUCGUUACACGCCACAUUUUUCUAUAUGCAUAAAUAUAUAUAAAUUAUUUCAUACAGUAUGUAUAUAUGAAGAGUUCAUUUGCAAAAACAGAUAACUCCAUUAAUUGUUAAUUAAUUAUUAACUAUUUUUAAAAAUCAUUGUGCAUUCCAGUUAAUCUUAAUAAAACUGCAGCUGGGAAAUUUUGAUUCGGUAAAAAAAAAAAAACAUUAAUAACACAGUUAUAUAUAUAUAUAUACAUAUAUAAAAUAAUCUAAAAAUAAAUACAGCUAACAAACAAAAUAAAACAUUAUACCAUAAUAAAAAAAUCAUCUGUUUUUGCAAAUAAGCUCUUCACAUAUAUAUAUAUAUAUAUAUAUAUAUAUAUAUAUAUAGUAUAUAUAUUUAUUCCUGUCCAGUUUGCAAACUGCUGUCAGACUGCUAAAAAUGUGCCAAGUGUAGAAAUAAAGGGAACCAAGUACUUUCUAAAUUUCUAAGUUUAACCCAGACAUGCAUUGCUUCAGACACAUAAAACCCUUCGCCUUAGUCAAUAGAGAUGGAGAGAGUGAAAGUGGUGAGUUCUCUGUGAUAAGACUUUGUUUCACUACACUUACAGUCUGUGGCAUGAUAUUUACACACAUCUCGAAGUCAUGCAUCUCGCGCACAAACCUGUACUGUACGUCCAAAAGAUUCUGUUGGGGUCUGCUGUGAGGACACAUGACUUGUGUUUUAUAAACUCUGAGGGCCUCAGACGCACUAAACGUGAUGCAUUGAUGCUCUUAGCGGAGAAAAUGAGCAUGAUGAUUAGUAUUUGCUGUAAAGGCUUUUCAGACUCUACUAACAGGGAAACGUGCAACUUCUGUACUCAUAACGCACAUCAACUUUAACUACAUGUAUGUUUUUUGUGUAUGUAUGUAUGUAUAUUAAGCGCUGCUGUUUAAUAUGUGAAGCUGACCUCUGGAGACUCAAAUGAGCAGCAAAGCAUCACUCAAUCACCAUCUCCUGUCUGUGCAUAGUGAUAUUUCAUCUUCAUUUACAUUGAAAAUGUCAGUUUUGUCAACCUGUCAGAAUGCACUGAUGAUAUUAUGAUGAUGUAACUGCUAACAAUAUAGCGAAUGCAUUCCAGAAUAUUAAUAAAUGGCUGCAUUUCAUUUUUUAAA